Bombina bombina (fire-bellied toad) is the source of this 2583-nucleotide messenger RNA. RefSeq names its product N-myc downstream regulated 1 (gene NDRG1). Gene Ontology annotation, cellular component: cytoplasm. NCBI's taxonomy places the organism in Eukaryota, Metazoa, Chordata, Amphibia, Anura, Bombinatoridae. The record is from RefSeq and is a predicted model, not a curated record. Bases 178 to 1383 code for a protein of 401 amino acids. Gene Ontology annotation, biological process: signal transduction. The transcript is spliced from 16 exons.
UCAUAAAGCCUCCAAGCUGAACUGGUUAGAUUAUAACUACCAUAUCAAGGAGACAGAAGGAAAAGUGCUGCUUCUGGGUCAGCAAACACACCUGGAUUUGUAAGGACCGGACUCACUGUGCAUUCUUAGCUCUGAAGUCACCUAACAACAAAGGUACCAGUUUCUAGGAAGAAAAAAAUGUCAACACAGCUCCAAGACCUUAAUUUUGCAGAGGUGAAACCUCUCCUUGUGGAAGAUGGAAUCACUGUAUUAACCCCAGAGUAUGAGAUCCAGGAGCAUGACAUUGAAACUGCACAUGGAAUGAUUCAUGUCACCAUGUGUGGGACUCCCAAAGGAAACAGACCUGUGAUUUUAACUUACCAUGAUAUUGGAUUAAAUCAUAAAACUUGUUUUAAUGCCCUUUUCAACUUUGAAGACAUGCAAGAAAUCACACAACAUUUCUCAGUGUGUCACGUAGAUGCGCCCGGCCAGCAGGAGGGAGCUGCCUCAUUUCCAGCCGGCUACGUGUACCCAUCGAUGGAUCAGCUAGCUGAAAUGCUUCCAGGUGUUGUUCAACAGCUUGGAUUAAAGAGUGUUAUUGGAAUGGGAAUUGGAGCUGGCGCCUACAUCCUCACUAGAUUUGCUCUGAAUCACCCCAGCAUGGUAGAAGGCUUGCUGCUAAUCAACAUUAACCCCUGCGCAGAAGGCUGGAUGGACUGGGCAGCCACCAAGAUUUCAGGAUGGACCCACGCAUUACCUGACCUGCUUAUUUCCCAUCUGUUUGCAAAAGAGGAGAUACAAAGCAACCAUGACUUAGUACACACCUAUCGCAAACAUAUUCUCAAUGACAUUAAUCAGAAUAAUCUGCAUCUGUUUGUGAAAUCCUACAUAAGUCGAAGAGAUCUGGAGAUUGAGCGACCAAUUCCAGGAUCAAAUGUUACUACUUUAAAGUGUCCUGCAUUGCUAGUGGUUGGGGACAGUUCACCCGCUGUUGAUGCUGUGGUUGAAUGUAAUUCCAAACUGGACCCUACAAAAACAACAUUGCUAAAGAUGGCAGAUUGUGGAGGAUUCCCUCAAGUUGUUCAGCCAGGAAAACUUGCUGAAGCAUUUAAAUAUUUUGUCCAGGGCAUGGGCUACAUGCCUGCAGCCAGCAUGACGAGACUCAUGAGAUCCCGCACUGGGUCUGGUUCCAGUGUUUCAUCCAUGGAUGGAAAUAGAAGCCGGUCUCAUACAAAUGAAGGAUCAAGGAGUCGCUCCCACACGGGAGAGGGAGCCAGAAGCCGAUCACACACCGGCGAUGGCAACCGUAGCCGCUCCCACACAGACAGCAGAAUGGACGUCCCAAACAACAAUGUAAACAGCUCUGAUCACAACAUUCCAAAGUCUAUGGAAGUUUCCUGCUAAGCUUGGUCACAUUCUACCUAUGACAACAUUUCCUGCCAACUGUAUGGAUUUGGAGAAAUCUUAACCCCUUCACUGCUGGAGAAACCUCUGUCAGCAAAGGGGUUAAAACUGAUAUAAACUUUACGAGCUAGAGAUUUCUGAGGACCAAAGAUACUAUGGAGUGAAAAGUAAAGUUACUUAGGGUGCUUUAUUUAACCAUUGAUAAUCCAAAAUAGCUGCUACUAGCUCAUCCAAUUAAUUACUAUAAUAAUACUCAAGUUAUAUUAACGAAGAUAACUAGGCUAAUUCUGCCUUCAAUUAGUGAUUUGUCUUCAGCCAUCACUAAGACCCUCCCACUAGGAGCAAUUUUCUCCUGUAUUGUUUUUAAUGCACACUUACAAAAUGUAAAACAGAUCAAGUUGCUUACCUGGGAAAAAAAAGCUGGAGAAACUGUAAAUAAUAAUUUCAGAAGAGAUAUUUAUAAAUGUUUUGUGCAUUUAAAAAAUCUAUUUUAAUAGUUUAUAUUUGCUAGAAAUUUAGUUUCUAUAAUAAGCCACUGAAUUGUGACCUUUUUUGUAUGUUUAAAUGUAUUUCAGAUUUUUUUUUUUUAGAACGCUAAAAAGUAGUAGCGUAAAAAUUGAAACUAAAUACUUAAAUAGUAUUUUAAUUUUUUCUACCUUUAAUAUUGGAAAAAGUACACAAAAAAUGAUCUAAUUUUUUAACAUAAUAUAUGCAUUUUUUUCCACUUGAUAACAUGUAUAAUUGUAAUUUGAUUAAUUAUAUAACAAUCUACAAAAGAUUUAAUGUUGGAAAUAUAAAUAAUCUUGAUGAUGUUGUACUUUUAGUUACUACACAAUUACUUUGAAUUCCAUUGUUGAAUUUUAAUUUCUCUGCAAAUUAUCUUUUGUCCAUUUUUAUUGUGAUUUUUAUUCUCAGAUGAGUUUUACCGCGCCAUAAGCUUAUUGAGUAUAUACAUAUAUUUUCCCACUUAAUACAAAAUAAAAAAUAAUACAUAGUUCCUGAUUUGAUAUUGCAUAUUUGUUUAAUUAUACUUUUACCCGAUCCUGUUUAUAAUAAGAUCUGCAGUCUAUCUCUCUUUUGUUGUGGCAGAUAAUGACUUAUUUAGGAUCCAAAGAAGUUGAAAGUGUUAAAUGUAUUCUGUAAAUGGGAAAGGGUAACUGUAUUUAUUAAAGACCAAUAAACAUAACUUUUCAGAACUGA